CCGAGAGCCCGAGGUUGGUCAGUGUUGACAGAAGAGCAGCAUGAGACCCUUCCCUGCUCGGAUCAUGCAAGCAUGGGGAUAUUUGGAGAAAAAGACAGUUUGACAGCUCACCCGAAGAAAAGAAACAUGUGGAGGACCCUAGCACUGUCACUGAUAGUUGCACUGGUAUUGGGCACAGAGGUGUCCCAGUCUGAGGAUGUGGGGUCAGUGGUGGCUGUGGAAAGCGUGGAGUUUGAGGAGGAGGAGAAUUACAGUGACAUUUCCACCGUACUAGGAGAAUCCCGACCCCAAAUCUUGGCUGCUCAGUUUGAGUGCUACCUGAAGAUAAUCCAUGACCCGCCACGUCUAGAAGAAGGUUCUUACUGCAACCGUACGUGGGAUGGCUGGCUGUGCUGGGGGGAUUCAUCUCCAGGGACUGUCAUGCAGAUGUGUCCUGAAUACUUUGCUGACUUUGACCCUGCUGAGAAGGUUACCAAAGUGUGUAAUCCUGGUGGCCAGUGGUUCCACCACCCAGAGAGCAACAGGGUCUGGACUAACUACACCCAGUGCCAGGCCCACACCAAGGACAAACUCAAGAUUGCCAUCAGUCUCUACUACCUGGCCAUGGUGGGUCACGGUCUGUCCAUUGUGUCCCUGAUCAUCUGUCUGAUCAUCUUCUCCUACUUCAAGAGUCUGAGCUGCCAGAGAAUCUCCCUCCACAAGAAUAUGUUUCUCUCCUUCAUCUUGAACUCCAUUAUUACUAUAAUAUGGCUCUCGCUCACUGCGGGCAAUAACCAAGCCAUAAAUGCCACCAACCCAGUGAUCUGUAAGGUCCUGGCUGUGCUGAAUCAGUAUACGUCUACUUCCAACUACUUCUGGAUGCUGUGUGAAGGCAUCUACCUCCACACGCUCAUCAUAGUGGCCGUCUUUGUCGGGGAACAGCAGCUCUUCUGGUACUAUGUCCUGGGAUGGGGUUUUCCCAUCGUUCCUGCCAUCACGUAUGCUGUGGCUCGUGGGCUCUUCUUUAACGACAAGUGUUGGAUCAGCUCAAACACACACCUGCUCUAUAUCACUCAUGGGCCAAUUCAAGCUGCACUGCUUGUUAACUUUUUCUUUCUCCUGAACAUCGUCCGCGUCCUAAUUACCAAGCUGAAAGACACCCACUGUGCUGAGUCCACAGCCUACAUGAAGGCGGUGAGAGCAACUCUCAUCCUCAUCCCCCUGCUGGGAGUCCAGUACAUCCUUUUCCCCUCGAGGCCAGAGGGACACAUCAGCCGGGCCAUCUACGAUUUCUUUGUAAAUGUCGUAAGCCACUUCCAGGGACUCCUAGUGGCAGUUAUAUUCUGUUUCUGCAAUGCUGAGGCCCAGACAGCGCUGCAGAGGAAGUGGGCUCAGUGGAAGUCUGCCUGGGGCAAAACCGGAUGGGGAGAAACACCUAUUACCAACAACCACUACCGCAAUUCCUCCAUUACCGAAACCAGCCGCGCCACCAUCAACUUGGAGCAGCCCACUGCUGUGCCUUCAGAAAACACAUUCGUGUUCCAGCAGAAAGCCAACGGGCAGCAGAAGAACAGCAAAACAUGCAGCAACGGGGAGGUGGACAUGAUCAACAAGUUGGAGACCACUGACAUCUGAGUGGAGGUGAUAGUUGUGGUGCCAAAUACACACACACACACACACACACACACACACACACACACACACUUAUAUGUAGACAGAAGACUAAAAAAAUCUGAAAAGCACUUAAAGAGCAUGUGAUGUUCAUACACAGACAUUUUUUGGACUCAUAUAAACUGAUGAGAAAUAAUCAUUAUAUCAUGGUGUCAUCCUGUAAUCUUAGUGUAGUCAUGGUUUUGUGUACAUGUGUUCUGUUGCUGGGAUGAAGUCCACUUAUGUAUUUCAGUAUUUUUUGUAGUUUUUAUAAUGUAUUUCCUGUUAAAGUUUAGAAAGAUGCCAAUCCCUGAACCUGCCAUUUUGAUAUCACAAAUGUAAAGCUGUGUGUUUGUGUAAUCUGCUGCCUUAUGAAGCCUCUGAAUGCUUUACCCCACACACCACUGUGACCAAUGAAUGUCAAAGCCCACUGAUGUGAUCUAUACGUUCUUUUACAUGCUUUUAUCUAAGACGGAUAAUAUAAUCAUCAAUGGUCUGCAGAAAGGCGGCAAGGAAAUAAAAAACGUUCAUGUUAACAGGAUGAAACAACAUAAUCACGGUUGCGAUUUCCUAAUGACAUAAAUCGGACUCAGAGGAAGUGUACAGUGGCCAGAGGGCUUCAACUACUUCACUGUGUAGAGCCUUUUGGACUCAAAGCCCUAAAAAAGGCAAAACACAGUUACUACAUAUUUGGUCAAAACUGUUUUUACAUGCCUUUUACCAAAUGAAAACCUGAGCUUAAACCCAAACUGUAGUAACCACAGUGUGGUUGUGUGUGCUCCACCAUGGCACAUAUUGCACUCUGUCACACAAAGACAGCACAUUAGCUAAAGUAAAAAAAGGUAGCUAAGGUAAGGCUAGCUAGUGAAAUAGCCUCAGCUAGCUAAACCUACAUUUAUUUACUGAUUUUUCUCGGCUGUUUUGUGUAACUGAAAAAUAUAGAUGAUAUAGAUAUUGAUGACAUCUGGUUACUUCACUUUGUUAUUCCGUGUAACUCAAUGAGACAGUAGUAAAAUCCAGUCAAGAUGGAGAAAAAAACGUUAAGCCAGCUAAAGUCCUGCUAACGGUCAUUUCAGCUUUUGAAUUCUAUGGUUUGGUGAGGUUCAGUUACCUUUAAAGGACAUGUUUCAAUGUUUUAAAUUGUAAAUGAAUACAAAUAUUAUUAGUAGGUGGACAGACAGGGUUAUGGUUAGCCGUUAGCCGUGGGUGGAGCUGAGUGAAGCAUGGUAACUGUAACCACCCGCCUGUCACUAUUCCCUUAAUUAUGCAUAACUUUAAGCCUUAAUAUAUUUUAAACCAAUGAGUCACCCACCAUACAGUUGACACGAGAAAGGAAUUUAGCCAUAGAGACCGAAACCGUUUUUUUGUACCGGGCUGUAAACAUGUUUAUUUCUGCUGUAAAGUUGGACAUUUUAAUAUUGGGGCUUAUGGAGUGUGACUCACUUCUGUAGCCAGCCUCAAGUGGCCGCUCAAGGCACUGCAGUUUUUGCCGUGUUGGCUUAACUUGCUAGCCACGGAGGUUGCUGCUCGCUUAAAAUGAGUCCGUUUUACUGUUUGCCAGCCGUUGCAGCUUUAAACCUUUUUGUCAACUUCACUGUUUCUGAAGUAUUGGCCUUUGUAGGACAUUAUGGUAUAGCUAAAAUUAGUUUAAAUGCUUUAUCCCCACAUUAUUGUAUUAUUGUAUUUUGUUAAAGUUGAUGGUCGCAAUGUAUGCUUACACAAAUAUUGCCAAUAUUUAUUUACUUUUAUGGCAAAUAAUCAGAGCUCAUUUGAAUGUGGAAUGUACUCUGACUUUAAUGAUUCAUACACACAGCUCAUGUAGUUCAGUAGGAGAUAAAACUGUGGCAAUCCAUUUCUCCAUAGCAUAACAUCCUGGCACGACAGCUAAACAUGUAUGUAAAGUAGUGUGCAGCGAAUUUUAAGCCUCAUCUGAUUUGAUCUGAUUUACUUCCUGGAACUAUAUUAUGUGCUAAACAUUACCGGCUCCACCUCUUCCCACUCUCUCCUCUGGUGCAUAGAUAAUGAAGAUGUGGAGUGCUGCAAUAAUUUCACUCAUACUGAAUCUCAGUCAUUUGGGCCAAUAAACAGCACACAUACAAUAGAUUUAAAAGCACUGUAGUGUGUGAAAUCAUGUAUGUAAGGAGUGUGAGGAGCUGUGUGUACUCCCUCUGACUUUGUUGCAAUUGUUUGUACAAUUGGUGGGAAAAAUGUUCCUUUAUCUAAUUUACUACAAUCUUCACUUUCUAUCAUGACAUACAUUUUAUUGUAAUACGGUGGGAAAUCUGAUGAAAACAAAGACAAGACAGAGCUACACAUUAAGAAUUCCAUUUUAAAAUGUGUCUGUGUCGGAUAUAGCUGUGGCAGAUUAGUUUAUAAAUUAGGAAUUAAUGUUUUUUUCCAUCUGCUAUUAACUCCCUCUUCAAUCAGCAUGGGAAAGAGACAAUUUCAUGUCUUUAUUACAGUAUUAUUAUAGUAUACUAUAUAUAUAUAUAGUAUACAAUAAUAGUAUAUAUAUAGUAUAUAGUAUGUAUCCUAUUGCUUUGUAAUAUUAGUCUGUUGUUUUUGUUGUGGCUGUUAAAAUAGGCUGUUUCCCUGUUUCUAAUGGUUUGUAUGGUUGUUACAAUGUCCUUUUUUUUUUCAAAUGCAUGAAUACAAUUUACUGCCACUUCACGGAGAUAUAAUUUAAUAGUUUUUCCAUUGCACAUGUACCGUGCUGUGUGUACACUGGCAGGCUACAGCAGCAGCACCUUUUCAGUUUCCACUGGAAUACUGAGCGAGUCUUAUGUUUGAAAGUGAGCUCAAAUGUGGUGUUCUUCCAGGAUGCACCCACACACAACGUACUGGUAACACAAAUGUUCCAGUGUGGAUACAGCAGGGUACACUGAUGCACGGGGAAUAAGACACUAUUGUGGUAAGAAAACAGCUGAGUAUGAGAAGGCUUUGUUAAAGAGCGGUGGUUCUCAACUCAUUCUGCACAGGGAUCCCACUCUGUAUACUUUUGCCAAUGCUGCCCAGUAGAGAAACAGCUGUCAUGGACAUAUUUGUAAAGAAAUUUGAGAAACAUUCCAAUAAAACGUAAAAAGAAAUGUUCAAUUCAAGCACAUUAUUGUAUAUAUAUAUUUUUAACACUGCCAUUUAUUUGUGGAAAUAAAGUUGUUUAAACAUAAA
Dicentrarchus labrax (European seabass) is the source of this 4797-nucleotide messenger RNA. RefSeq names its product calcitonin receptor-like 2 (gene calcrl2). The transcript has 13 exons. The record is from RefSeq and is a predicted model, not a curated record. Bases 73 to 1614 code for a protein of 513 amino acids. Lineage: Eukaryota; Metazoa; Chordata; Actinopteri; Moronidae. Gene Ontology annotation, biological process: angiogenesis; adenylate cyclase-activating G protein-coupled receptor signaling pathway; cell surface receptor signaling pathway. Gene Ontology annotation, cellular component: plasma membrane. Gene Ontology annotation, molecular function: calcitonin gene-related peptide receptor activity; adrenomedullin receptor activity; calcitonin receptor activity.